Molecule: messenger RNA, 1000 nt
Organism: Eupeodes corollae
Lineage: Eukaryota; Metazoa; Arthropoda; Insecta; Diptera; Syrphidae
Exons: 2
Coding region: 153-818 (221 amino acids)
Source: RefSeq, a predicted model, not a curated record
AUUUAAUUUUGCCGGGCUUGGAAUUUAUACAUCCAUACUUUCACUUUUUGAUGAAAAUUUAAGUAUAAAAACUAAAUGAUCACCAAAAUCUGCAUCAUUAAGCUUUAGUCAAUUCCACCUUUUCGAUCACAUUAAGCACUCAAUCAAAAAACAUGAAUACUUAUAGUCUUUGCCUGUGCAUCCUUGCCACAAUCCUCAUCACACCAUCCAGUGCGACUCUGUCGGAUUUAUUCGGAGGGGCAGAACCAUCUUCACCACCACAACAAGUUAGGCAAAUACAACAAUUUGGUCAAUUAGCUCAGUCACUGCAACAGCUAGCUCCAAAUCCUGCACAACUCCUGAACACAAUUGGACAAUAUGGCCCACAGUUGUUGGAAUUAGCCAACCAGGCACAAAAAUUCUUUUCCGAAGACGAAAAUGAAUCAAACCAACAACAAGGACAAGGCCAAGGACCACGAUAUGGCCCACAAAUGCGACAAUUGCCACAAAAGCAAAUCCAAAUCCAGCAACAGCAACAACAAAGGAACCAACAACCUCAAUACAAUUUGAAUAAGUUUGGCCCACAAGAAGGCGAUAACAUCUACUACGGACCAGAAUCAGAUUCGCCACAAGAAGUUGUCCAUGUUCACCGCCACAUCAUUGAACACCGUGGCCCAUCUGGAUCUGGUGCUGGAUACGGAGGUCCAUCAGGCAACCAAGGUGGCCAAAAUGUUCGCAUCUACAAGAUCAUCCACGAACAAGGUGGUAAUAGUUUAGGAAGCGGAUAUGGAAGCGGCUAUGGAGGUGGUUACGGACACGGAUACGAUUACCGACACUGAAGUGCUAUUGGUGUAACACACUCGUCAUAGGAGUGCGUAUUUGUGGUAAAACCUAUAACUUAACAUAGACGUAUAGAUAAGACCUAGUAGAGGUGAAUAAGUUAUUCAGUUUUAUGAAUUUAUUUUAUUUUUUUGAUAAAUAAAGGUGGAUACUUUAAUAAAUAUAAACUUACCAAAUAAAA